UUUACCUACCAUCUAAGGUGUAGUAACGCUCCCUUCUAACUAGUCAUUGUAUUUAGCUUUGUAUCGCAGUUACACUUUUAAUACCAAAUUUUCCAUGGCUACCUCAUCUUAUGCUAUGCAAUCUAUCUUGGGAAGCCCUAUGACCCGCUUCUCCAGCAGGUCCAGGGUGAACCAAUUUAGCAUUCCUGCCACAUACAUGCCUAACCUGAGAAGGAAUGCUAGCCUGAGAGUUCGGUCCAUGGCUGAGGAAGAGCAGAAAGAGCAACCUAGUGAACCUGCAACCCCAGUUACACCACCACCAGCGGCAGCACAAUCUCAGCCACGGCCAGCCUCUACUCGUGCACCUAAGGUGAGCACCAAGUUUUCGGAUGUGUUGGCAUUCAGUGGACCUGCACCUGAGAGGAUUAAUGGAAGGCUUGCCAUGAUAGGGUUUGUAGCUGCAAUAGCAGUGGAGAUAGCCAAUGGGCAGGGUGUACUUGAACAGGUAUCCAAUGGUGGCAUCCCAUGGUUCCUGGGGACAAGUGUGGUCCUGACCCUUGCAUCCUUGAUUCCCCUAUUCCAAGGGAUUAGCGUGGAGUCUAAAUCCAAAGGGUUCAUGUCCUCGGAUGCUGAGCUUUGGAAUGGGAGAUUUGCUAUGUUGGGUUUGAUUGCUCUGGCUUUUACUGAGUAUGUUAAGGGAAGUACCCUGGUGUAAUAUAGUUUUAAGGCGCAGGGAAAUGAUCUUGAGGAUUGCUACCAAGAAGUUGAUGUAUUAAAAACUUAGUUCUUUUUCUAAUCUACAUUAUAUUAUUUUAUAGUGCAAUUGCACUGAUCA
This is a messenger RNA of Gastrolobium bilobum, 814 nucleotides long. RefSeq names its product early light-induced protein, chloroplastic-like. The transcript has 3 exons. The record is from RefSeq and is a predicted model, not a curated record. Lineage: Eukaryota; Viridiplantae; Streptophyta; Magnoliopsida; Fabales; Fabaceae. The coding region runs from base 95 to 694 and encodes 199 amino acids.